AUGGGCGGCGGGCAGGCGGGCGGGCAGGCAGGCAAGCAGGCAAGCAAACUACACAGACAUGAGCAGCAAGUGGAGAUGACGGUGCGUGUGAGUGUGUGUGUGUGCGCCGCAGGAGCAGGCACAGACGCAGGUGCAGGAGCAGCAGCAGCAUCAGCAAGCAAGCAGGCAGGCAGGCAGGCGACUCCAACAACCCCUGAAGGGAGGGCCAGGGCUGGGCUGGGGAAGCAGCAGCUGGCGGUGGUGCGCGGUGGUUCGGGUUGGGCGGAAUCCACGACAUUGGACGAAGCUAGAAGGAAGCGAGUAAGGCGGACCAGGGGAGAGUUACAAGAGCGUUGGACGUGGCUCGUAAGAGGAACAGGAUCACCAGCGCAGCCCGACUCCCCGGGACCCAAAGGCUCGGCGCUAGAGGGCCCGCACGCCUUUCCCAGCGCGGACCUUUGCAUUUGCAGCAGACAUGGCACAGGCGGACGCACCGGCGGAGGCACAGGCGGAGGCACAGGCGAGGGCACAGGCACAGGCGACUGA
Molecule: messenger RNA, 525 nt
Organism: Bipolaris maydis ATCC 48331
Lineage: Eukaryota; Fungi; Ascomycota; Dothideomycetes; Pleosporales; Pleosporaceae
Source: RefSeq, a predicted model, not a curated record